AUGGUCAUUAAUGUUCUUCACCCCAAAAAGGUAACAGUACCUAAGACAGAUUUUGGGGGAAAACUAGUCAAAAUGUACAAGACCACACCAGAUGUCAUCUUUGUAUUUGGAUUCAGGAUCCAUUUUGGGGGUGGCAAGACAACUGGCUUUGGCAUGAUUUAUUAUUCCUUGGAUGAUGUAAAGAAAAAUGAACCCAAAGAUAGACUUGCAAGACAUGGCCUGUAUGAAAAGAAAAAGACCUCAAGAAAACAGUGA
Molecule: messenger RNA, 255 nt
Organism: Nyctereutes procyonoides (raccoon dog)
Lineage: Eukaryota; Metazoa; Chordata; Mammalia; Carnivora; Canidae
Product: 40S ribosomal protein S24-like
Exons: 1
Coding region: 1-255 (84 amino acids)
Biological process (GO): translation
Cellular component (GO): ribosome
Molecular function (GO): structural constituent of ribosome
Source: RefSeq, a predicted model, not a curated record